AAAGGGAAAACAGUUGUAUCCAUGCUACACUUUGGCGUAGACAUAGACUGUCUCGACUUUUCCUAAACUUGCGUUUAGAACUCGUAUUGGGAUAUCCUUGAAAGUCAAGCCGUACUUCAUAGGUACCAUAAUAACCAGGGAAUCGGGCUGUUUAUAGCUGCAGAGAGGACUCAAAUAUUAUGGAGUGGUUGACAUGGAUGAUAAUAUUAAUAGUAAUAGCCCUGGUUAUUGUGUUUGCAAUUCUGGAUGGAGAUAUUCUCUUGAUGUAUGCAGAAAGAUAUGGAUUAAAACCUGAUGUUUUACAAGAGAAAGUUGUUUGGAUAACAGGCGCUUCUAGUGGACUGGGAGAAUACUUGGCUUAUGAGUUAGCAGCAGUGGGUUGCAAGCUUGUGCUCUCUGCCAGGAAUGAGAACGAACUGGAGAGAGUGAAGAAAGCAUGCAUUGCUAAUGGCAAAGUGACAGAAUCUAGUGUAAUGGUUCUUCCAUUGGAUGUCACAGACUAUAGUAUGCAUGCUGGCGCUGUUGGCAAGGUGCUUCAGGUCUUUGAAAGGAUAGAUGUCCUGGUGAAUAAUGCAGGUAGAAGUCAGAGAGCAUUGUUUGCUGAUGUGGAUUUAGAAGUGGAUAAGGCAUUGUUUGAAGUCAACGUGUUUGGCCCGAUAGCCCUGACCAGAGAGGUCCUGCCGCACAUGAUAGCCAACAAGUCUGGACACAUUGUGGUCACAAGCAGCAUCACAGGAAAAUUUGGUACCCCAAUAUGCAGUUCUUACUGUGCAACUAAACACGCCAUGCAAGGUUAUUGUAAUUCCCUUCGUGCUGAAGUACAUGCUGACAACAUCAAGGUGACUGUAGUUAACCCGGGUCCUGUCAAGUCCAAUAUUUUGAGAGCUGCUGCCACGGCUAAUGUUGGAGAAGUGCUGGGUCCUGAUGCAUGUGCCUCAUUGGAUAUGGUUCGGAUGCCAACAGAGAGAUGUGCCCACCUUAUGGCCGUGGCCAUUGCUAACCAGUCAUCAGAAGUCUGGAUUUCAACACACCCAGUAUUGUUUUACGCAUAUCUUGCACAAUAUUGUCCAUGGUUAUUUGACUCAUUGCUUAUUAUGGGAUCAAAGAAGAGGAUACAGGGAUUCAAGGAUUGGAAAGCAAAAAGAGAGUGAUUAUAGCCUCAUUCCAGUAUGAAACUAAUACUGCAUGUUGCAUAUGUGUUCAAGUUACUGAACUUGGAACAUGUGAUUUUCUCAUUUUUCUGCUCAAGUGUCAAAAUUGUAAUUUUAUUUAAGUCUAAAUAUGUGUUUGUCUAACUCUUAAUACCCAAGCCUUUGAGGUUAAUGAUAUGUGUUUUUGAGAUGCAUGUAACACUGAUGUGUAUCAUGAGACACUGGCUAAGACCAGUGCCAUUUGAACCAGACUGACUACUGGAAGUACACCAUUGUUAAGCAGUCAGAACAAUGAGUGGAUGAGCCAGAUAACAUAAGGUUGAUACAGGCUAUACAGCAUGACCUGAACAUUGAGUUUUCAGAGACUGUCCUGUAAACAGUUGUAGUUAAAACAAUGCUAGAAGCAUCCUGGUAUAGAUGUUUCCUUCUGUCAUCAUACAAAACCUAAAUGUGGACAUUCCUUGGUUUUUACAGUGUGAUCCUUUUCAUUUAAAUGUGGUUGUGGGUGGUAGUUUAUGAUGUGCAAAUUGAAACUGCUGUUAAACUAUGAAGACCUGUCUGUCAAAGGACCAAGAAGAUACAUAUAACUGUGCAUCAGAAAUUAACAAAACAAUCAAGUCAACAGAGUUGAAUGUUGAAGUUUAUGUGAGUGCUGUAUUUAUUUUAAUGUUCAUUCUUUUUACAUUGAUGUUAUGCAGAUUUGAUUUAUUUAGCAUUAUAUUCAGUUAUGUAAGAUAAACUAUACAUUCCUUGAUAAAAAUGUUGUAAACAUUACGCUAAUAUUUGAGUCUGUUGGGAUGCAUUGUUACGCUGGAUUCUGUUACACUUGAAUUCAUGCGACAAAAACUGAAGACAUUUUAGCAGUUGACAGCAAUGGUCUUUAGUCUGUAAAUCCAUUAAAAUCUUGGCAAGAAAAAUAAUUACUAAAGAGGUAAACUUUUUUACAUUAUGAGGCAUGUUUCAACCCUGCAUCAUAGGGUCUUGACCAUGUGACUUGUGGCCAGAAAAAUUCAUUUAGAGACAAUUUACUUUUUUACCAAUAUU
Messenger RNA from Lingula anatina, 2195 nucleotides. RefSeq names its product dehydrogenase/reductase SDR family member 7. The record is from RefSeq and is a predicted model, not a curated record. Gene Ontology annotation, molecular function: oxidoreductase activity. Lineage: Eukaryota; Metazoa; Brachiopoda; Lingulata; Lingulida; Lingulidae.